Thamnophis sirtalis is the source of this 1824-nucleotide messenger RNA. Lineage: Eukaryota; Metazoa; Chordata; Lepidosauria; Squamata; Natricidae. The record is from RefSeq and is a predicted model, not a curated record.
AAACACAACCCUGAUGCAGCCCUGAAUGAAAUCGAGUUUGACACCACCACCCCUGCUUUAAAUCAACAUAACAUUACAAAAAUUGUGUCAGCGUUUCAGCCCUUCUCAACCUCUAAAAUGACAGCUUUUGGCAAGGAUCUCCGACACAAGCAGUGCAGGUAACGAUGGAAAUGGAGAUAGGGAUUGCUGGUUUUACGAUCUCUGAAUUCCUUUCUUUGCUUUUUUGACAGUUUCAACCUUGUGGCCAGCUCUCCCAUUUGAUAGGGUGAGGCAACUGCUUUAGGCAGAUGGUUUUGGCUGCCAUAAAAAGCAGCAAAAACCUCCUUUACUUCUUUUAUUUUCUCUCUCUUUUUACUGGCAGAAGGCAGGGCAUCCUUAUCAGAAUGGCUAGUAUUUUAGGCUAUGCACUCGGGGUGGAGCGGGGGAAGAGAAAGUACGCUCUCCUUGGUUUGACGCCACAAAUUAUUUCAGUUGAUGCUUUGCACGGAGCAAUUUUCUUCUUGAAUCUCUCUCUCAACUAACUCAUUCUUUUUUCUGCCAAUCAUCCUUGGUUUGUCCCCAAAGAGAAACCCUGCUGAGUCAGAGCCUAUCCACCAAAUCAUUAUAGGGUUUAAUUCUGUUCUUCUGUUUAUUCUCUUUCUCCCCUACUCCUCUUCAAGCACAGGGCCUUCUGUCAUGGAGGAAGCAGCUCCAUAGAUCCUGAGUGAUUCCAUAAGAAGGCAAAGCAAAAGGUCUUUUAGGGGUGGUGAGUCAUGCUGGGAAAGAAACGAGGACAUUGCCAAAACCAAAGCCACCCCCAUCGGCCCCCUCAAGAUGUUGCCGUCCCACAGAGGAUCGGUUCUCCUAAGACAAGUGAUAUUAGCCUGGAAGUAUUUAACGGCUCUACCCCGGAGCUUAAACACAUCCGCAGGCCCAGGCGGGAUAGAAGAGCCUACAAAACAGAUUCCAACAAUUCCCACGGAGGGGAAGGUGAGACCAACACCUUCAUCCCUAGACCUGCAGAGAGCCCUCCGCCUCCCUGCUGUCCCAGUCUUUCCCAGGUCUGGAACGCCUCCAGAGCCAUCUUCUGCUAUGUGAUCACCUGUGGGAGCUGCUUCAAGGACUGCCGAGCCAGUAUCUCCUACAACAGUGCCUUGACAGAGGAUGGGAAGAACCAGGAGUGCAACGGACAUUCAACUAACAGUCCGGCCAACAUUUCCCCCAAUGAAAAGAACGGGAGCCGGACUGAGAAGAGUAACAUGGGAAGCAGUUUCAGCUACCCUGAUGUGAAAUUCAAAGGGAUCCCAGUCCCGCUUUAUCCAAACCGGAACCCUGGCUCUGCCACAGACUCCGAUUCAUGUUACAAGGAGCCUUUGCCCGAGAGGUUCUCUCAACACACCAUUGAGAAGCAGCCUGCCCCUACCAGCCACCGAAGCUCUGAGGAACAUUAUUCCUUCCACGAGUCCGACCUUGAGUUUGGGGAGCUGAACAGCUCCAUGUCCAGUAGGGAGAUCGACGGCCUCAUCUUCAGGAAGCUCACCGAGCUUUUCAGCGUCCACCAGAUCGACGAGUUGGCCAAGUGCACCUCUGACACGGCCUUCCUGGAGAAGACCAACAAGAUCUCGGACCUCAUCAAUAGCAUCACUCAGGACUACAAUUUGGAUGAGCAGGAUGCUGAAUGUAGGCUGGUCCGGGGCAUCAUACGCAUCAGCACGCGGAAAAGCAGGGUCCGGCCCCGUGUCCCUGCCCCAAAUCUCCCAAGUUCAGGGGAGGUCACCAUCCGAGGCCACCCACUACACAGCGGCAAUGAAACUAUGCUGGCAUCUGUCCUCGCCAGUGAAGAAG